UUGGUUAAAAAGGGUAAUCUGCAAAAGGCACUUCAGCUUGCUAAAACUCUGAUCCUUUGACUGCUCAGAAGCUGCAUGAAUGAGAAUCUUCAUAGACACCCAUCACAACUCGCAAUGAAUAUGGAUGCCAUAAAGGAAGAGGACAUCUAUGACUUUCUACCAGAGCAUGUGUCUGCUGACACGAAAGAUUGUGGUACUAUGACAGCAAUUUGCAAAGAAGAACACAGUGAAGACAUGACCCCAAUAGAUGAAAACCAGGCAACUCAUAACAAUACGGACCAACACCACUGUCCCACAUGUGGAAAAGGAUUUGCGUGGAAAAGCAAUCUGUUCAAGCAUCAGAGAACCCACACUGGAGAAAAGCUUUACCAAUGUACUACAUGUGGACAAGACUUUUCACAAAAAACUAAUCUCAUCAGGCAUCAGAGAAUCCACACUGAAGAAAGGCCUUACCAAUGUACUACAUGUGGAAAAGACUUUUCACAAAAAAGUAAUCUCAUCACCCAUCAGAGAAUGCAUACUGGUGAAAGGCCUUACCAGUGUACUACAUAUGGAACAGGCUUUACAAAAAAAUGUGUUCUGAUCACCCACCAGAGAACCCAUACUGGAGAAAGGCCUUACCAGUGUACUACAUGUGGAAAAGGCUUUACGAAGAAAUGUACCCUGAUCAUCCACCAGAGAACCCAUACUGGUGAAAGGCCUUACCUGUGUACUACAUGUGGGAAUGGCUUUAGACAGAAAGGAGAUCUCAUCACCCAUCAAAUAACCCAUACCGGAGAAAGCCCUUACCAGUGUGUUACAUGUGGAAAAUAUUUUACACAGAAAAGUAAUCUCAUCAGGCAUCAGAGAAUCCAUACUGGUGAAAGGCCUUACCAAUGUACCACAUGUGGAAAAGGCUUUACACAGAAAAAUGAUCUCAACAAGCAUCAGAAAAUCCACAUUGACUACAAGUAACACUGGUUCACAAGGCCUGCAUUACUCUGAAGACGAAUGACAGAACAUCUGAAUUUUGUAUUUGGGCCUCAGAUAUUCAACAAAAAAUGUGCUUGAUUUCAAUUUAUUUGUAGUGAGGUUCAUGAUUUAGCUCAUACUAAACGAAAAACACAUCUCACAUUAUUACCUCUACAGUAGGUUAUCCCUUUUUACCAUAUUUUAUAACUCAAUAUUUCCAGAGGGCUCCCUAGAUAGAAUUAUAAUAUAGAACCGAAAGAACCGUAAUGCAUAUUUAGUUGAUUUUGUCACUCCUAUAGUGAUCAUUUAGUUAAUGAACUCAAUUACUACUGUUGCUACUAGUACUAAUACUUUCGUUUUAUAUUGCACCUUUCAAAAACACCCACAGGCAUGAUAUCAGUUGUAGGUGUGUGUGGGUUAGUAAUGAUAUCAGUGUAGGUGUGUGUGGGUAAGCAGGUGCGUGCUUGUGAUCAUGUGGAGAAUACUGCCAAUGGGAGCAGACAUGACCAAGGGGUCAAAUUGAAGUGCCUAAAACAUUCCACUACCAUAAUAAGUUUGAUAACCAGCGUAUCCACAAACAUACACAAUAUAAACUUUACACCCAUGUUUUCUAGUGCUGUUCCUAUGUAAUGUUAUGGUUUUUAUUCGUGUGCAUUGUGCCAUCAGCUUAUUUUAAUACAUCUUGAAAAUCCUUCAGAAAUGUAUGACUUGCUUUGAGUUUAAAUAAAGUGUUUUUUCAUGG
This is a messenger RNA of Engraulis encrasicolus (European anchovy), 1693 nucleotides long. Its product is annotated as gastrula zinc finger protein XlCGF7.1-like. Gene Ontology annotation, biological process: negative regulation of transcription by RNA polymerase II. Gene Ontology annotation, molecular function: DNA-binding transcription repressor activity, RNA polymerase II-specific. The record is from RefSeq and is a predicted model, not a curated record. Lineage: Eukaryota; Metazoa; Chordata; Actinopteri; Clupeiformes; Engraulidae. Bases 76 to 954 code for a protein of 292 amino acids. The transcript has 3 exons.